This is a messenger RNA of Umbelopsis ramanniana AG, 3056 nucleotides long. RefSeq lists its product as uncharacterized. Bases 164 to 2854 code for a protein of 896 amino acids. The record is from RefSeq and is a predicted model, not a curated record. NCBI's taxonomy places the organism in Eukaryota, Fungi, Mucoromycota, Umbelopsidomycetes, Umbelopsidales, Umbelopsidaceae. Gene Ontology annotation, molecular function: lyase activity. The transcript is spliced from 3 exons. Gene Ontology annotation, cellular component: periplasmic space.
UUGAUAUUGGGGACCCAACGUAAUUUCAGUGACUGGUCAUCGGCGAAGCAACAAUCGUAGCUCCAUUUUUUCCACUCUUGUCAAUUUUCUGAACUUUCUAUCGUCCCAUUCCGUAUCAAGACAUUCUCUUUCCCCUUCAUCCCUCUCACAUUUUGCAAAUAUAAUGCCAAGUGCUGCCAGCUUGGCAGAGAAUGGCUUACCAUCUUCACGAACAAAAAAAUCUGUAGAUCUCAACAUUGAUGCUAUUAUGGAUACCAAUGGGUCCCCCAAGCCGCGGCAAACAAAACCAGCAUUUACUUCAUCCAUGUACAACAAUCAUUCUAAAAAGCAUGACCAUUAUUCAAAACCAUACUAUUACAAUCAAUAUGGCACCAGUCAAAAGCGACUCUACCAACGCUGGGCUCGUCUCAUAGUGGUUGUAUUGGCUAUACUGCUUAUUCUGUCGUACCUGCCUUUCUUUACUUCUGCACCAGCUCAAACGUCUACUCCCCCUGCUUAUGAACGACCUCGAGACCAAAAAGCUCCAGCCUUUGCGCCAGUUGAGCCGUCGGUCCGAGAUCAAAUCCUGUUGUAUCGUAUCAUUGGUAACGAUUUGCCACCGAGACACAAGGAAGGUCAGACGUUAUCGAAUCUUGCUUUUAUCCUCCAACAUGAACAGAGCUUUCCAAAUACUCGGAAAAUCUUUUUGCUUAAUCGGAUUGUGGAUCCUGUGAAUGAAGCGGCCAUCAUUCGAUUAUUAGAUGAAUAUAAAAUGGAAUAUAUUCGAGCGCCUUUUCAUGAAGAGGACUACGUCAAAAUGGAUUUUCGACUAGAGGACUUCCCGGAAAAAGACUUUCUUCAUUCGGACGAUUACAUGCAUUUCUCUAAGGUGGCGAAAUUACGCACGUUGGAUUAUACGUAUCAUGACAAGAACUUGUAUGCCAUGAAUAAUAAUGGUGGACGAAACACUGCCCUACGACAUGCCAAAUCUUUAUCCAAUACCCGCUGGAUCAUGCCCUUCGAUGGAAACUGCUUCUUGAGCGUCAAUAGUUUCCAAGAAAUCCGAUCUCAGCUGGAGCGCUAUGGCCACAAUACCAAGUAUUUCGUAGUCCCCAUGACCCGUCUACUCAAUAACUCCGUCCUACUGGAUGGCAUGGAUGAGAAACCAAAGACCCCCGAAGAGCCUCAGCUGAUAUUUAGGUAUGACAGUGAAGAGGAGUACAAUCCAAACAUGCGCUAUGGUCGGCGCAGCAAGCUUGAGCUUCUAUGGCGUAUUGGAGCCUUGGAAAAUCGACGUUCCCUUAACCGACCCGUCGUACCUUGGGAGGCAGAAGAGCGACCGUACAGCAAGGACAAAGGCAAUUUCAAAACGGUUGGAUGGGUAUUUCGAUUAUUCUCUGGUAAUCCCCAGCAAGAGGAGAAUAAGAAAGAAGCUACUUCCAUUCGAGCCUUCAAUCGCUUGCUCGCUAUUCAAAAUUAUUUGGAUGCUUUAGACGAAAAACUCGCUCGCCGUACCUUCCGACAAGAACAUCUUUUCUUAUUCAAUGAAAACGAAAUUGCACAGAUUCGAUAUUCGCUUUGGAGUGGUGACCCGGAUGUUCGAAAGAUGGUCGAUCACAUUGAAGCGCGUGCCAAUACUAUUUUAGCGGAUAUCGAGGGGCGGUUUGCGCCAGAAAUAAGUCAGCAUCCUGGGGAACAAGAUCAACGUGACGACGAUGCAGGACAUAAUGAAGACCCACUGGCAGCAAGACAAUUUUUAAAACCCGAUUUUGUUGUCAGGAAUGAGGGAACGGCCCAGCCUCGUAACAUAUCAAGUGAUGAUCCAAACUUCCUUGGCCCACUUGCCGACAAUGUGACUGUAUUGGCAUUGGCGCGAUACUUCGUUGGCAAUGAAAAAUAUGGACGAUGGGCAGCUAAUCUUGUUAGAGUUCAUUUUUUGAAUGAAUAUGCCAUCGAUACGCAAGAGGAAUAUAACAUGGCACGCGUCAUACAGGACAAGGGUCAUAUGUUGGACUUCUUAUCAGAUCAAGGAUACUCGUUCCCAAGUCUGAAUCGUGUUCCUCGUAUUGUUCCCAAGUAUGGCAGCAAUCCCAUCCCGAUACCUCAUGAUUUGACCAAAGUCAACCUAGCCCCUUUUCUUGACGCCAUACGCAUUUUACACAAGACGCAAACCCUCACGCAUAAAGAAUACGUUGAACUACAAUCCAUCGCCUCUGAAUUUUUGGAGUACCUUGUGAACUCGCCUACUGGAAUUCAUCUUGCUCAACUUCCCGAUCACCGCAGUGUGCUUUACGAUUUACAAGUGGCAGCUUUGGCGACGUUCACCGAUGACUUGCGACUCUAUUUACGAGUGGCCAAUCGAUGUCGUAUGAGGAUUGGCAAACAGUUUUCGUCUGAUGGUUCACAACCGUAUGAAAUUGCCUUUGCUCAAGCAACCAUGCCUUUGCCGGGCACUUCAGCGGAUUUCGACAAACUCAAGUUUCAUUAUGAAACGCUCAAUCUACAAUAUUGGACACUUCUUGCUCGUGCUAUUCAAAACACGGGUAUCAGUAAGGAUAUUUGGCACUAUGCACCGGCAGGCGGAUUGCGGUUGUCUCGGGCCGUGGCUUUACAUGGAAACAGCGGAAUGACACCUCGACUUCGUCCUCUUUUACAUAUGGCCCACGCUGCUUAUGCAUACAGUAGCAAAGAUCAUGAUACCCGAAACAUGAUGAACAGCGGUGACUACGAUGCUCUCAAGAAGCGAUUAAGUCAAGUAGGUAGUAAAUGGGACGCUGCAGCCAUCGACCAGAGUCUCAACACCGACCUUUCCGACCAAGAUGGUUCCAAAACGAACUUUGGCAUCCCCGUCCUGUGGAUGGCAGGGAUUGCUUAGACUUUCCUACAAAACCCCCCAACCCACUCACCGUUGUCAAUGUUGCCUAUUUUUCUCCUUAAAUGUGCCACACUAUAGAAUUCACUUCACACAACCUUCUCAUUCUCUUUGACAUUCUCUCCAUGCAUCCCAUUCACUCAUACAUUCUGGUAUUGCUAUUUCUUGUUUAAUUGUUCUUUUUUUUCUUCUUCUUCUUCUGCUU